AUGAGCUUCGAUCCAGACUCCAACAGUCUCCCAAAACGCGCGGAACUGCCAGAUAUUCCCGGUGCUCCGAAGGGUGCCGCGUGGUUCUGGGGCAAGGAUGACGAGCUAGGGCGACUCAACCUGCUGACUCCGCGCCGCCGACGGGAGGCCGCGAAGCUCGUUGAGUCCGGGGAGACGGUCAAUCUGGACUGGCCUCUUAAUCUCCCCAAUCCUCCAGCAUUCGGUCGCGAGCCCUUUGAGUGGAAAGUGAAAAGCCUAGGUCCAGCCGGUAACGAUGAUUUGUAUCAGAUGAACUCGCAGUCGGGGUCGCAGUGGGACGGGUUCAGACAUGUAAGACAUAUCGGCGCUACCAUCGCUAAUGGUGGCGGAUAUGUCUUUUACAAUAAUCUUACCCAAGACGAAAUCAUGAACACUACGCGCUGUGGAAUUCAAGCAUGGGCAGACCAUGGCAUUGCAUACAAAGUCGGAAGAGGAGUUCUCAUCGAUUACUGGUCGUAUGCUCUGCAGAACAACAAGAAAUAUGACCCGAACGAGACUCAUCCCAUCUCCACAUCCGAGCUCCUCGCCUGUGCAAAAGCCCAGGGCCUGACGUUUCAAUACGGCGACAUCCUGAUGAUCCGCACCGGCUGGAUCGACAACUACCAGAGACUCGACCAGGACAGCCGCGCCAGUAUUGCCAAAGGGACGGGCGUCUACGACUUCAAAUUCGUCGGCGUCGAGGUCAGCGAGGAGAUGGUCGACUUCCUCCACGACAACUACUUCGCGGCCGUGGCUUCGGACUCGCCGGCCUUCGAGUCGUGGCCGACCCCGUACGACUGGAACCACCAUCUCUACCUGCUCCCACGCUGGGGCUGUCCCAUAGGGGAGAUGUGGGACUUUGAGAAGCUGGCGGACGCGUGCAAGAGACACGGUAGAUAUCAUUUCUUCUUCGUGAGCAGUCCGUCAAACGUACCCGGUAAGGUUUCCACCCUACCCAACGCUAGAGAGUAUUUCGCUCACAUUUUCACACUUUCCAGGCGGCGUGGGUAG
Messenger RNA from Fonsecaea pedrosoi CBS 271.37, 1029 nucleotides. RefSeq lists its product as uncharacterized. The record is from RefSeq and is a predicted model, not a curated record. Gene Ontology annotation, molecular function: arylformamidase activity. Bases 1 to 1029 code for a protein of 342 amino acids. The transcript has 7 exons. Lineage: Eukaryota; Fungi; Ascomycota; Eurotiomycetes; Chaetothyriales; Herpotrichiellaceae.